Pseudonaja textilis is the source of this 1011-nucleotide messenger RNA. It is a transcript of the gene TSPAN8, whose product is annotated as tetraspanin 8. Gene Ontology annotation, cellular component: plasma membrane. The record is from RefSeq and is a predicted model, not a curated record. NCBI's taxonomy places the organism in Eukaryota, Metazoa, Chordata, Lepidosauria, Squamata, Elapidae.
GCAGCUAAGAACUUCCUGAUUCUACAAUAGAACGAUCUAAAGGAGAUUUCUUCUGACAGAUUUUCCUUCCAUUUGGAAAUACUUCUUGCUGCAGUAAGAAAAGAUGGCAGGUGUAAGCUCAUGUAUGAAAUACUCUAUGUUUAUCUUCAACUUUUUAUUUUGGAUAAUUGGAUGUUUGAUUCUGGGAAUCUCUAUAUGGAUACGUGUCAGCAAAGAUAUUCAAGAGGAAUUCAAAACAGAGUCAAGCAUGCUUUCUCCGGUUAAUCUCCUCAUUGCUGUGGGCUCAGUCAUUAUGGUGCUUGGGUUUCUAGGUUGCUGUGGUGCCAUGAAAGAGAGCCAGUGCAUGCUCCUCCUGUUUUUCAUUGGACUAUUGAUGAUUCUGCUUCUUCAAAUUGUAGCAGGCAUUUUGGGAGCAGUAUAUACAUCUCAGAUUGAAGGCGUCCAAAACCAGACUCGACAAAGAGAAACUGACAUAUUGAAACUUUUUUCAAGUAAUGAUAAGGAUCUCCUGGAGGAUUUCCACAAACUUGAGAUAAAGUACAAAUGUUGUGGCCUGUUUAAUGGGAAUUCAGAUUUGGGGAAAAACAUCUAUUCUAACCAUGCAUGUGAAUGUGAUCAGACAGACAUUGGUACAAGUGAUUGUGUUGGAAAUAAGUAUGUAAAGCCUUGUGCAACUGUAAUUACAGAAAUAUUCAAGAAAAAUAUGGUUAUAGUUAUGGGGAUAGCAUUUGGACUGGCAUUUAUCGAGAUUGUUGGCAUGGUGUUUUCAAUGAGCCUUUACUGCCAGAUCCAGAAUAAAUGAAAUCAAGGAAAUCAUCAGCCAAAUGAGAAAGCUUUGUAGAUCAAGGAAUUGGAUCUGUAGUUGGAUUUUUUUUAAAAAGCACCACAUACUAUUUAUGUUUGGGGUAUUGGUAAUUUGUAACCUAUUUGACUAUUCAAAAAUAAAAAGCACUGCUCUAUAUUGUGCUGACCCAAUACAUUGUUUUCUACUCAUCUGUUUUCUGAAUUAAA